Adineta steineri is the source of this 351-nucleotide messenger RNA. The record is from the annotation of a GenBank genome assembly. Lineage: Eukaryota; Metazoa; Rotifera; Eurotatoria; Adinetida; Adinetidae.
AUGGAAGAUGAAUAUACUCUUGCUCGUUCACCAUAUAUUGAUAAAACAAGAUGGAUUGAAAAACUUAAGUAUGAUGUACUUAGAUUUAGUUUAGAUUCAAUUGAUCUUAAUUUUAUUGAAGUUAGAAAUGCUGUUAAUGUUCAACACCUAUUUGUUUAUGUAUGUAAUAUGCAUACAUCAUUAUGUAAUGAAAGCUUAACUUUAAAAGUUGGUACAAUACAAAUUCGACAAUUACUACGUCUUUAUCCUGAUUCAUGGUUAGUAGCUGAUUCAAUAAGUGUUCCUGAAUUACGUAUUAAUGCAAAAUUGGAAUGUCAUUCACCAACACCUGCUACAUUAAUGAAUAAUUAG